AGGUGGUAGUUAGGGAACUGGGGAGGAAAGGAUCGUCUGCUCUAGUCUCCCUCUUCCCCCGGACUGUUGAAAUGCUUUACUUGAUCGGAUUGGGCCUGGGAGAUGCCAAGGACAUCACAGUCAAGGGCCUGGAAAUUGUAAGACGCUGCAGCCGCGUGUACCUGGACGCCUACACUUCGAUCCUGACUGUAGGGCAGGAUGUCCUGGAAGAGUUUUAUGGAAGAAAACUGAUUCUUGCUGAUAGAGAAGAAGUGGAACAAGCUGAUAAUAUUUUAAAGGACGCUGAUACCAGUGAUGUUGCAUUCCUUGUGGUUGGUGAUCCUUUUGGGGCUACAACACACAGUGAUCUUGUCCUGAGAGCUAUGAAACUGGGAAUUCCGUAUCGAGUUAUUCAUAAUGCUUCCAUAAUGAAUGCUGUAGGCUGCUGCGGUUUGCAGUUAUACAACUUUGGAGAGACCGUUUCUAUUGUUUUUUGGACAGACACCUGGAGACCAGAAAGCUUCUUUGACAAAGUGAAGAAGAACAGACAGAAUGGCAUGCACACACUAUGUUUGCUGGAUAUCAAGGUAAAGGAACAGUCUAUGGAAAAUCUUAUCAAGGGAAGGAAGAUUUAUGAACCUCCCCAGUACAUGAGUGUAAACCAAGCAGCCCGGCAACUCCUGGAGAUUGUCCAGAAUCAAAGACUACAGGGAGAGGAGCCAGCAAUCACCGAAGAGACACUUUGUGUUGGCUUAGCCAGGGUUGGAGCUGAAGACCAGAAAAUUGCAUCAGGCACCUUGAAGCAGAUGUGCACUGUGGACUUGGGGGGACCGUUACACUCCUUGAUUAUCACAGGAGGGACCAUGCAUCCGCUGGAGAUGGAGAUGCUAAGUCAGUUUUCCAUACCAGAAAAUAGCUCAGUUGCAGAACAGUGACACUCUGAACACAGAUGUGUUGUUGGUUGUUAAUUUUAGUCCUAUAUGUAUGAAAGUGCAUUUGUAUACCAAAUGAAAUGAGUUUGUGGUUUAUCCAAUAAGUAUUAAACAGGUAAACGAGAAGAAAGGUUGUUGACUCAAUAUUGCAUGGUUUCCUUGAGCAGUGAGUUGAUCAUUUUUUCCCCAAGUGAUAUCAUUGCUAUUUGGGCAUUUUUUUUCAGGAUUUAUACACAUGGAACAGAUCUACCAGGAAACUUGUAAAGAUCUGUAGUCAGAGGUGUUUAAAUGUUUAUGUUUUUCAUAUAACUUAUGAAAUCAGUUUGUACCAGGUGGAAUUUUCUUCUUUCUUCAAAAAUCAGUAACUUUCUUUUUGACUACAAGCUGGGUUGUUCUGGUUGUUCUGGAAGUAAUGCGUAUAUAUGUGAACAGAAGUGACAGUGGCCCUGACUUAAAUCACAGUUUAUUUUUUUGCCACAAAAUGACAGCCUUCUGAGUGUCUCAUGUUUAACAUCCUAAUUAUGUGUCUCAUGUUUCUGCUGAAUUUUAUAGACUGUAUAAUUGUCAAAUUAUAAAUGUAUAGCCAGCAUGUACAGUUGCUGUUUGGUUUUAAAUAGCAUCUUCUACAUUCAGGCUAACAUUUGUUAGAAAACUUGCUGAUUACAAAAUAAAAAUUUUUAAAUCGAAAUUCGAAGACAACACUGUUAAUAUUUAUAUC
Molecule: messenger RNA, 1629 nt
Organism: Sorex fumeus (smoky shrew)
Lineage: Eukaryota; Metazoa; Chordata; Mammalia; Eulipotyphla; Soricidae
Gene: DPH5
Product: diphthamide biosynthesis 5
Exons: 8
Coding region: 72-914 (280 amino acids)
Biological process (GO): protein histidyl modification to diphthamide
Molecular function (GO): diphthine synthase activity
Source: RefSeq, a predicted model, not a curated record